Molecule: messenger RNA, 6610 nt
Organism: Acanthochromis polyacanthus (spiny chromis)
Lineage: Eukaryota; Metazoa; Chordata; Actinopteri; Pomacentridae
Product: complexin-2
Exons: 4
Coding region: 281-685 (134 amino acids)
Biological process (GO): regulation of neurotransmitter secretion; synaptic vesicle exocytosis; neurotransmitter transport
Cellular component (GO): SNARE complex; terminal bouton
Molecular function (GO): syntaxin binding
Source: RefSeq, a predicted model, not a curated record
GGCAGCAGAGCGCGAGGAGGGGGAGCUGGAGAGGAAGAGAGAGAGAGGGGAGAGAGAGGGAGGUAUAGUCCAGGCAGCACUCGGAGGUUUGGCUGCAGACUGCUGGAUCCCUGUCGCCGCCUCGGUCUCUCCAGACGCAUCAGCAGAGAGUCGCUGAAGACGCUUCGGCAUCACGACAGAGGAGGGGGAACGUGAGAAGGAUCCAGACCCCAGGCUCGGUGGCUACAUGCUCAGUCGUCUUUGGCUUGAAGGGGAACAACUGUACUAAUCAGCAGGAACCAUGGAUUUUGUAAUGAAGCAAGCUUUAGGUGGGGCCACCAAAGACAUGGGGAAGAUGCUGGGUGGGGAGGAGGAGAAGGACCCGGAUGCAGCCAAGAAGGAGGAGGAGCGGCAGGAGGCGCUGAGGCAGCAGGAGGAGGAGAGGAAGGCCAAGCAUGCCCGCAUGGAGGCCGAGAGGGAAAAAGUACGGCAGACCAUCAGGGACAAGUAUGGGCUGAAGAAGAAGGAGGAGAAGGAGGCGGAGGAGAAGGCAGCCAUGGAGCAGGCCUGCGAGGGCUCUCUGACGCGCCCCAAGAAGGCCAUCCCUCGGGGCUGCGGAGACGACGACGAAGAGGACGAGGAGAGCAUCCUCGACACCGUCCUCAAGUUUCUGCCCGGACCUCUACAGGACAUGUUCAAGAAGUAAAGCAAAAACGACAAAACACGUUAAAGGAACCCUACAUUCGGGGUCCGGUCUGGCCUGGGCCAGGCCGCGGGGCAAAGGGAAGCGGGGAUGUUGGGUUGAGUGAAGGAUUCUGGGUGUUUUGUGAGCAGGAAGGGUUUCAGCGUAGGGUUGUAGAAGUUGUCGGGAGCAACACGGAUCUGGGAGGGGGGUUCUUGUCAAACUGUUAGAGGCUACACACUGCCUUUCUAGAGGUCUUUUACUUUGUUCUUUUCUACACCUCGACGACUGUCAUUCUCUCCCCUUUUUAUUUGCCUCAAUGGUUGUACAACCUUUCAACUGCCAGUUAGCACAUUUCUUACAAUUCGUAUGUUUUUUUUCUUGUUAUUUUUACACCCGUUAAGAACAGACACUUUAGUUGUCCAUCAUGGAGAACAGUAUUCCUUGAAGGACCUCGGACUCUUGUCCUCUGACUUCUGGCACUGCCACCAUGUUUUCCAGUAGAUGGAGCAUGUCGUGUUCAUUCCAAUGGGUGUUUUCUACUUUUAUGAACCUUGUGUAGUUAUUUAUAUUGAAAAAAAACUGUUAAAAAAAAAACAAAUCAGCAAUUGAGUUUUUAGGACAUGUGCCUUCAUAUCAUCUCCUCUCACGGAGGAAUUGUAAAUGAGGGUUUCAUUUUGAGUCAAACAGGCGUACAGUCGGUGGUAGCAUGUAGGCAAGCGUUCAAAGAUACAAGAUUGGACUCUUUUGAGAUAAUGUGUUAGACGUUGGGUCGGUCAGUGGGCAUGUUUUGGGGUUUCCAGUGGCCACUGUUUGAACUGGAAACCCCAGAAGAAGCCCCAACAGUCCACAAAAUGAUUUAAUAGCAUAAUUCAUUGCUACCUACAAGAACUUCUGAAGAACUGUUUGCUGAAGAAAAAAAAAAGCAUCUCCUUCCUGUUGCCACUUCAUGUUUCACUAAAACUUGACUCUUAAGCCUGUCAGCUAGUUAGACUGCCACCGCGAUACAAAAACGUAUCAAGAACUAAUGCCAAUAUAUGAACUUUAGGUCAAAAGGAUUGGAAAAGACUUUACUCAACCUGAGGUAUUGUUCAUCUUCAGGACACAACACUCUUUUUUCUUCGUUUGAUAUUCAUUUACAGGCUGAAAUCGCCACUCUAGUCCCACCAAGUCGUUCUGAUUUAAGUAGUGUGAUCCCCAUAGACAAUCAAAGCAUUGACCACUGGGGACCUGGGGUAGCUGGUACUGUACACGUUGUCGUAUUCUGUCACAUUUGUUCCACAUUAAGCGCUCGAUUCCUACCGAGUGUCUCUUUUCUUUUUCUUUUUCACUCAUGAAUGCAAAUACCAGGUGAUGUCUGGCUGUUUACCUUCUUCAAAGCGCUGCCAGUUUAUGUUAGAGACAGUUCACACCCCUGCCGAGCUAACCGUUAUCCAUCAGCUUGUGAUGUUUACCUUGAGUGAAGCUCAUCCACAUCAAGACCAAAGAAAUACUGGUUUACUAUUUCUUUUGUCACCACGGAAACAAAGACACGCAUGCUGUUCUGGUUUUUUUUGUAACCAUGGCAGCCUGUUCAGCGGGUGCAUGCAUCCCAAAGACCGCCGCUAAACUAAAACUGGCACUCCUCAGAAGUAUUCCUCGUAAAUAGAAACCGUAGACCGAGCCUGAGAAAGCCCGGUCGGUGAGCCGUUGCAUCUCACUGCCUGAAGAGCUCGCUAUAUUCUGCAUCCUGCAUCUAGUAAUCCAACAAACUAUCAUGGUGAUUUGUCACAUAGCAUUUAAAUAGAUGUACUGUAAGUGAAAACAAUCUCUAUUUAGUCAAAGUACCUCAAUAUAUAUCUCUAAAAACAAAGCAUGUUGGUUAUUCCUAAAUGAUCCGGUGGCUUUUCAGUGGUUAGUAGUUCAGCAAUGUAUCGAUGAAUGCAUUGUUCCAUGAGUUUGUAAUCUAGAAUACUUUUAGGGAUUAAUAGGACUAAUGAUGAAGUUGUCAUAGGCACUAUAAAACACAUUUUCCUCUUUUUUUUUUUUCCGUUUUCUAGCUCAGAUAGGACUUUUCACUAGACAAAGCCAUAUUGUUUAGAUUGCAAUAAUUGCUUAAAACGAUAAAAAAGAGAACAUUUCAACAUUGAAAGUUACCUGUCUCACAUUUGUUUUCUGUAAAAAAUAGAGAGAGAAAAAAGAUAUUUGGAUAUCUGUUUGUAAAUCCUCACUUUUCAUUCUUGUAUCUUAACAAGUAUACUAACGUAUACGCAAAGAAAAUGUCUGUAGAAAAAAGAAGCCAUUGUUGUAAGUGUUUCAGUGUACUACAUGUGUACUGUAAGUGUGUGUGUGUUUAUAUGUGUGCGUCUUUCUACGUGUCUGUGAUGUGGGACCAUGUCGUUGUAACCGUGUCUUUGAACUACUUUGUGCACAGGCGGAAGCUGGGCAGCCUCCGAGCUGUGCCAGAUCUGAAAAAAACAAACAAACAAAAAAAAAACAACUUAACACAUUCCUUACAAAUGUUGAGCAUGCAGAUGUUUGGUAGAGAUGAGAAUACACCACAUGACAAAAGACAAACACGUAGAAAACCCUCUGUUUCCGUAGGGGUCUCCGGGCAACAGAAGGAGUGCUUUGGAUCCAGAAAGAUUAAACCUGUGGAGUGUUUGAUGCUCUUUGCUGUCUGAUGAAGCACGAGGCCGCGAUCGCAUGCCGUAGUUUCUUCUGCUGAGGCACAAAGCUCAUCUGUGAGCGUCAGUAGCAAAACAAACCAAAAAAACUGCUAUACGUUAUGCCAUUUAGACAACAGCGUUUAGUGCAUUCACAAAAAACACCCAAAGAUCAGUCAGUUUGCAGAUGAUAUUUGCUUGUGUCGUGUUCGGUUGAAGGAUCAAUCCUCUGCACAAAAUAGCUGGAAUAAGACAAAAAUCAUGUCACGUUCUUGUCAAAUCUUCAAAUUUAGAAAGUAGAAAGAAAAUUGAAAAGAAAAACCCACAGGAAUGGUUUAAAAGUGGAGAAAAAAACAACAUCAGGUGCCAAAGAUAGAUUCCCACUUCGUAAUAAUAAAAUACUGGUCAGCAGUCCAAAGAGUAUCCAAGACACUUUGAUUUUGAAUGUAAAAGUUUUCUAAUGCUAAUCUUGUUGAAAGGCUCAUUGAUGAUUAGAAAACCCUUGUGCAGUUAUGCUAGCACAUGGAUAAAAGUGGGAGUUUUCAUGAAAACGUGAAAUCGUCUGGAUGACUUCAAACUUUUGAACAGUAGUAUAUAUCCAGAGUUUACUGCAGGUAUUGACUGAUGUGGGGUAAUUCUGACCAGUCAGGGUGGUUAAACGCUGCACUUAGUAUAAAUGCUUUUUGCUAGAAAAGAAUGCAUUUGAAACAUGUCUGUUAGUGGUAAUUUUCCAGAUAAAAAUGAUAUAAAUCCUCCAACCUAUUGAGUGCCAGCAGAAGUAAAAACUCUCCUCUGUGAUCUCGGCCUGAAGUCAAGAUUAGAACGAAGUGGACUGACGAGAAACUUGAAGGCGAUUAGAAAAGAAAACGGGGGACGUGCAAUUUAAAAAACAACAACAAAAAAAAACAACAAAAAAACACAAAGUAGGCGUAGCGCUAGCAUUUCUCCAUUUUAUUCCAGUGUAAAACAUUCCAUGUAAAAUUUCACAUCUCUACUUUGACGCAUUCUUCACCACCAUUAACGAGGCGCCCGUGUUGGAAUAUAUGUGCAGAAAUCGCUGCAUGCUUAGUCUAAUAAGAAUCAUCUUAAUUUACCAGAGAUUACCACAACUCUUCACGCACCCAAGGACAGGCCACUUUCACCUUCCAGGGCAUGGAAUAAGCUUCUUCGUUUCCCGUUGGUGGGCAGCAGGACUAGGCUUAUAUCAUGGGCCCUUCAUGGAAACUACAGCCAUACAUCCUCUGUAUGUACAACGGUCUCCCCGUGGGACUCGUCUCGAGGCGUCACAGCACGUGAACUGCCUUUGAAAAGGGCUAUUACCAUACGUGUCAUCUUUAUGUCAGUGGGGUUAGUGGGAACUCAUCUGUGCUUGUCCUGGCGUGAUGUGUUGUCGUCGUCCUUCUUCUUCUUCUUCACUCUGGUUGCAUGACGUACUUCAGUGUUUGUGGACAGACAUGUUGAGUUGAGAAGUCCUCAGCUUCGUAGACAAUAGGAGUAGGGGGUUGUAAACGUGGAGGAUUGCUUUAAAUGUUUGUUUUCCUAACAGACAGGCAGAUGUGAGCGAGGAAGAGAUGAAAACCACAAGUGUAGUUUUUGAAAUGAAAGGCCUCAAAGACGUCAAAUCCUGGCUGGUGUUCCUCUGAAACACUCACUGAAACUGAGCGCUGCCAGUUGCUGGGUUUCCAUUACAGUUUUUCACAAAAUAAAAGCGAUAUUUCUAAAAUUUCAACAAAGUAUAUUUGCUCUUUGAACGUGUUUCCAUUGAAGGUUGUUCUGGGCAGAAGCAUCGUAACUCUCGUAAAAUAUCAUCCCGCGAGAUUUCACUGCAGGAAGAUGGACGCCCAAAACCAAAACCCUCAUUUCCAUUUCCAUCUCCUUAUAACACUCUACAUUCCUCUGCUGUUUGCUGUCUAGUAUGGCAGUGAUGUUUUUGUCAAGAAUAAUGGCAAGAAAAGUCUCGGUCUCCUCUUCUGUCCACACGUACCGCGCCAUGUUUACUCCUGGUCAUGUGACCAGGUAUAAUUGCGGAAAAAGUGUUUCCAUUGCGCUUUUGCGAUAUUUUUCAAUAUUAAACGUCUAAAAAAACCACCUCAUGAGAGUGUAAAAACUUUUUUGAUAUUUUAGUCCUUUUUCGAAAUUCAGGUGUUGCCAUUACCAGUUUUUUGUUGCGCUGUUUACAUUUUGCGCAUAUCUAAGGGUAAUGGAAACCCAGCUACUGAUGGGAUGUUUUAUUGUGGAGACUAGAACUGGAUUGUCAAAGCAUCUUCUGUUGUCAGGAGCCCAGAAACACUCAGAUCUGAGAAACAGGAAGAGCCAAUUCAAAACCACAGCUCAUCCGCCCUCCCGAUAGCAAAGAUUCUCCAUUAGGUUUGGUGGUAUUUCUCAUGACUAUUAUAAGAAAAUAAUCAACACAAAAAGAAUCUAUACCGGCAGCGUGGAGAGGACCUGCCGUAGAUGUUUACUUCUUAAAUAUAUUCAAAGGUGAUGAGUGAUUGAGACGGAGAGCCUAUCUUAGAAUUUCCUUUUAAACUGCGAACGAUGCUGACUUUCUACGAGCGAUGUAACAUUUGUCUCGUUGGUCGCAUUUUUCUUUCACACAUUGCCCUGCUGAAUCCUGCCAGAUGUGAAAGUUAGACUUCACCGUGUUUACUUUCUCUCCAGCGGAAGAUAAAACUCUGGUUACUGUGAAGAGACACUUUAAAUACAUUCCAGUCUUUUUGGCAUUCGCACAAGAAUGUCACGCUGACAACUGUUAUGGCAUCUACUAUCCACUACCUUUUCUUUUUCUAGUUUUCCAGCCUUCUGAAUGCUGAAGUUGGAGGGUUUGAGAGGUGAAAAAAUGAGCGUACAAUAGCUGGCAGCAGUCCCUUUAGUCUGGCCGUACGUGCCGACCAACACAAUUGGAGACGUUCACAGGUUUGCUGAUUCUGUGACCUCGCCGCUCUUUACUUUCCGACGUAAAGACGUGAACUGAUGAAAACAAUAUGUGGAAGGAAAUCGGGGAGACAAAAGAUAUAAUUUAGAAAAAAAAAAACUAAAGCACGGAAUGGACUUUUAUGGAAGUUCCUAUAACUGAAUCAGGAGGGUCUUUCUUUUUCAUUCAGGGUGAAAAUAAUUUCAGGGUGCAGGUUAAGAAUGUAAAAUAUGAGUUCUUAUGCUGUUUUUUUUUCCCCUUACUUGCAUGUCAUAUACUCUAUGUGGAGCCCAGUCACUGUAAAACUGUCUCAUCAAUGGAACUGAAUCAUUCUUUUUGGAAAUUAAAUGCAUUACACUAAUAAAAGAAAAAACGGUUUAUAAAAAGCUA